AGGAGCAGCAUGUUUUGGUGCUCUCUUCCGUCUUCCGUCUUCCUAGCAGUAAAUAAAUACAUAGUCAUUACACCGAGGUAAAGUAACACCAACAUCUGCUGGGUCGGCCGGUCUUACGCACAGGGACUACAAAUGGACGAGGACUACAAAAGCUCAGCUGCUGUCCGCCGGACUUUACACUCUAGCAGAGUCGAUCAGUAACCUACGCAGUGAUAAGGACUGCGUUUGAAAUAUCUGAAGCAGGAGCAGUCCCGCUGUGUUUUGUGUUACCUUUGUUCGGCGGAACAAUUGUCAUAAUGGCUUUUCACCAACUUUGCACUUUUGAAACUUUUCAGCAGGUCUCGGGGCGCUACGGUUAUGGAGAAAACUUCAGAGACGUGAUCGAGCAGGAGUUCACGCGGAUUAAAGGGAUAACAUACCUGGAUCAUGCAGCAGCUACUUUGUAUCCCGAGUCUGUGCUUAGGGACUACUGCCGGGACAUUACAAGCAAUCUGUACGGAAACCCCCACAGCCACAACCCCAGCAGCAGACUCACACAUGACACGGUGGACCGGGUCAGAUACAGGGUAUUGCAGCAUUUUAACACCACCCCUGAGGAGUACUCUGUGAUUUUCACUUCUGGUUGUACAGCCGCUCUUAAAUUAGUGGCUGAGAGCUUUCCCUGGAGGUCGCACACAGAGAGCCAAGCAGGGAGUCACUUCUGCUACCUCACUGACAGCCAUACCUCUGUAGUUGGCAUGAGAGGACUGACUUCUAGCCGGGGGGUGGUUACCCAGCCCGUCUCCCCGCAGGAAUUGGAAAACAGAGCAAAGGAUGAAGCUCAAGUUGAAGAUGUUAUUUGCCAGACACCGCACCUCUUCUGCUACCCAGCACAGAGCAACUUCUCAGGGAGGAAGUAUCCCCUUAGCCAUGUGAAAGGCAUCCAGGCGAGACGCCUUUACCCAGCGUGUGCCCACCAAGGCCGCUGGUUUGUGUUGCUCGAUUCAGCCUCUUAUGUCAGUUGUUCGCCUCUAAGCCUACAGGACUGCCCUGCUGAUUUCAUUCCUAUCUCUUUCUACAAGAUAUUUGGCUUCCCCACAGGUCUGGGGGCGCUUCUUGUCCGUAACGACGCAGCAGACAUACUAAAAAAGACUUAUUUCGGAGGAGGCACAGCAGCAGCUUACCUUUCCGGAGAAGAUUAUUAUGUACAGGCGGCAAAUAUUUCUGACAGAUUUGAAGAUGGCACUGUGUCCUUCUUGGACAUCAUUGGCUUAAAUCACGCAUUUGAAGCUCUUUACAGAAUCACAGGGGGCAUGCACAACAUCCAGCAGCACACGUUCGGCCUGGCACGAUACACUUACAUGCUGCUGUCAAGUCUUUGCCAUGGCAACGGGAGACCAGUGGCUCACAUAUACACCGAAGGCCAGUUUGACAGUCCAAUCACACAGGGCGCAGUCCUGAACUUCAACCUAAUGGAUUCAAAUGGACAGAUAAUUGGCUAUUCACAGGUCGACAGAAUGGCAAACCUGUACAAUAUUCACGUGCGCACGGGUUGCUUCUGCAACACGGGGGCAUGUCAGUCCUUCCUCGGGAUCACCAGUCAGCGGGUGAAGAGGAACCUGCAGGCCGGCCACGUCUGUGGAGACAACAUCGACAUAGUGGAUGGCCAGCCGACCGGAUCUGUUCGAGUGUCCUUCGGCUACAUGUCAACAUUUGAAGACUGUCAAAAGUUCCUGAACUUUGUGGCGGAGUGCUUCGUAGAGAAACCGGUCAGAGUAGACCAAGAGAGGCUACAGGAGUUAAAAAGAGCUGCUGCAGCGUCAGAGGACUCCAAUGAAUCUCCUUCAAUCAAAAUUACUAAUGGAGGAGUAUAUAAAGGAGAUGAAAAGAAGCCCACAGAAGCAUCACUGAAGGGAUUUCAACUGAGAGACUCAAACAGCCAUGGGGUGGCUUAUACUCUGACCAACAUAUACAUCUAUCCUAUCAAAUCUUGUGGAGCGUAUGAGGUCCACGACUGGCCGGUGGGCCCGCUGGGUUUACUGUAUGACAGAGGCUGGAUGGUGGUAAAUGGAAACGGCGUUUGCCUGAGUCAGAAGAGGGAGCCACGUUUGUGUCUCAUUCGCCCGCAAGUCCACAUUCGCUCCAACAAAUUGCUCCUGCAGGCAUCAGGGAUGGAUACCAUUUCUGUUCCCCUGGAAAACAACAAUCAUUCGCACACGAGGGUGUGUCACAGUAAAGUUUGUGGUGACAGGGUGGAGACUGUCGACUGUGGGGAUGAGGCUGCAUCAUGGCUUUCAGACUUCCUUGGACAGCCGUGCCGCCUGAUAAAACAAAGGCCUGAUUUCACCCGAGAAAUGAAGAAAAGGCCGAGUGAAGCUGCCACCUCCACAUCGCUCUCCCUGGUAAAUGAAGCUCAGUAUCUCAUGAUCAGCCGUGCCAGCGUGGAGCUCAUUCAGAACCUAAUGAGCAGCAGGCAGGACGAUUCUGAGGGCGAUCAGCUCCUUGACACACAGAGUGUCAUUAGCCGCUUCCGGGCCAAUUUAGUCAUCGCUGGUGUCGAACCGUUUGAGGAGGAUAAUUGGUCACACUUGGUUAUUGGCAGUACUCAAUUCAUGGUUGCAGGACAUUGUGGAAGAUGUCACAUGGUUGGAAUAGACCAAGACACAGGAAGCAAAACAAAAGAGCCGCUAAUGUCUCUAUCUGCUUACCGCAGCGGGAAGGUGACCUUUGGUGUUUACCUGACCCAUCAGCUAACAGAGGGCUCCACCGCAGCAGCCAAUGUCCUCUCGGUCGGUUCCCUCAUACAGCCCAAGCCAAACAGUUCUUAAAGCAGUCGUCUGCAACAUCCUCUUAAUUUAUUUCAGUGACAUCUCUGGUCCUUAGAGGCCUUUUCUCUGUUGUGCAUCCUAAAUAUCACCUGUCAAACACUGACAGAGUUACUGGAGACGUUUGCUCAUUUUCUUUGUAUAACCUGAGUGGUCCUCAAGUGUCCUUUUCAUGCCACAUCAUUCAGGCUUUCAGAUUGUUGUGAUGGAAAAUGUAUGACAUUUGGGGAUUUUUUUUUAAUUUAAGGAAGAUGUGAAAUAAAAAAAAACUGCUGUCACAACUUUGUUGUUGAGCAAAUGCAUUGCAAGGAGGGUUUUUUUUCUCUCUAGAAAUAGAAAUGUGUACAAUUACAAACCAAUUCCAGAAAAGUUGGGUUGCUGUGUAAAAGGUAAAUAAAAAAAACAGAAUGCAAUCCCCAUCACUUUAAACCAACUUUGUCUUCAAUGGCUGUUCCUUCCACAGAAAAGAAAAGAAAGUGGCUUGUGCUCACAGCCAGAGCUGAGUGCUUUAGAUGACCACAUUAAUGGAGCCAAGAGUAGAAAAAAAUGACUGAAAAGAAUGUUUAGAUCCCUAUGAAGCCCCAGCUUUUGGCUCAUAGAGCAUACACCCACCUCAUUAUUUGAAACUUUGGCCGUGUAUAAUAUGAGCAUCCACCAUCCUAGCAAUUUUUCAUUUCAAUAACUGUCAUAAGCCUUUGAAUCGUGGAGUGUCCGUUCCUUCAUCUCAGAGUCAACUUUCACUAAGACAGCAACUGCAGACUCCCAAAUGCUCUUCAGAGAGGUGUGCUGGCUUAGUGACAAUACACAGUGAACUACUUUGAUGCAUGCGUAAUGAUGUGCAGUAACAGCAGCCCGUGUCUUUAUGUAUUUUGAUUCAGUUCAGUUGUAUUUAUACAGUGCCAGUCAACAACAACGACUUUCAGUGCAAGAGCACGGCUUGACCAGAGAACCCUACAACACAGCACAGAGAACUCUUACUCAGAGGUGGUUGUGCUCCAGCGUAGCUGAGGUAAUCCUGCAACUUAAUACAAGGUGUGGAUCACUUUAGGCCUCAUCAUCAUUAUCAUUCAUCUGAUGCAGAGCUGGAAAAUAGGCAUAUAGAAAUAAUGACAAAGUCAAAGUGCGCCAAUAAUUGUGCACGCUGUGUGGUUUCAAUGUGUUAUCUGAUCCAGAACAUGUCAAGCUUGAUGCAUUAAUCCCAGCUUAUAUUAACCCUCCAGACAGUUCUUCGUGAAGGUUUUCCCCAUGAAGGUUUUUAUUGAUAUUUCCUCCCAAACACACCACCAAUGUGACUGCUGCCAAAAAUCUAAAACAUAUUCCUUGCAGUAUAGAAACCUCCCAGAGUGUCGGUGAUCAGUAAAUGCUC
Pundamilia nyererei is the source of this 4170-nucleotide messenger RNA. RefSeq names its product molybdenum cofactor sulfurase (gene mocos). The record is from RefSeq and is a predicted model, not a curated record. Gene Ontology annotation, molecular function: molybdenum ion binding; pyridoxal phosphate binding; molybdenum cofactor sulfurtransferase activity. Gene Ontology annotation, biological process: Mo-molybdopterin cofactor biosynthetic process. Bases 297 to 2807 code for a protein of 836 amino acids. Lineage: Eukaryota; Metazoa; Chordata; Actinopteri; Cichliformes; Cichlidae. The transcript is spliced from 15 exons.